Molecule: messenger RNA, 2923 nt
Organism: Mesocricetus auratus (golden hamster)
Lineage: Eukaryota; Metazoa; Chordata; Mammalia; Rodentia; Cricetidae
Gene: Cpa5
Product: carboxypeptidase A5
Exons: 12
Coding region: 1477-2787 (436 amino acids)
Biological process (GO): proteolysis
Molecular function (GO): zinc ion binding; metallocarboxypeptidase activity
Source: RefSeq, a predicted model, not a curated record
AGAGUUCCUAACCGCUUCUCUCUUCCUCUUUGCCCUCUAAUUCUCUCUCUCUCUCUCUUUCCAUCUCUCUCUCCUCCCUAAACCAAGUACAGGGAUAGUUGUCUCAUUGUUAGUGGCUUAAAAUGAUGCUUUUGAACAAGAGGAUGCUGGGUGCUUUCGGUGACUAGUACCAUUCCCACUUUUUUCUUUUGAAUUUCUGAGCUAUUAUUUACCAGCUCAUUCUUUUAUUCUCAUGGCUACUAAAGCCACACAAUUGCUUUCUUUCCUAGGUCCUUAAGCCCUUUGCUGAUGUUUCUUUCUGAGCAUUUCCAAAGCUGGGGUUCUAGGAGAGUUUGGCGCGUCUGAACGGCUGACCCAUGAAAUAAUGGAGUAGGGCAGGCGGGGUGGAGAGCAGGGCCAGCCAUCAAUAGAAGAGUGACCCCCUCUACACACACGGCCAGCUAAUUGGCCAUUGUGGGAAAGUCUGGGAGGAGAAGGGGGGCUGCUGAGAAUCUCUAGUGACAGUUAAGUGGCCUUUGUAGACAGAACAUCUUUGUUGGAUUUUGGCUUGGAAUCUUCCCACUUCUUUCAGAUUUUCUGUUAGAUUCAUCCUGUAUCAUUCAGGCCCCAUCUUUUGCUUCGUUCUUUCAAGAUGACUACUUUGUGUACUGGCCUCUUCUUUGUUCUUCCUGUUCCCAAACAGUAAGGAGACUGUGUAGGGCUCCUGUAGGACCGAUAAAUGAGCUUUGCUGUUUGUUGAGAACUAUACAAACGACUGUCAUGGCCUUCAUGUCCUGCAGAAAUUGCUCAACCUGUCUCAGUGGAGUGGUGCCUACCUUAUGAUGGAGACAAGGCAUCCUGACUGAAUCCCUUCUCAUACACAAUAUAUAUUUCCUUUGUCUCACUCCCCCUUGACCUUCCCUGUUGCAACAGGAGUACAGGCCUGUGGCUAAGAGUUAAUGCCUCCUAGAUAAUAAGACACCACGUGUCACGGGCUUCACCAAGCCGAUUCAUCCAUGUUGUCUCAUGUAACACCCCAGGUCUCCUGUGAGGUAGGGAGGGAAGGUAUUUUCAACACCACCUGACUGGCGAGUCAGCUCACUAUGAUUAGAGCAGGUCACAGGCCCAGCAAUUCCAUUACACAGGGGCUGAGCACCCCGUUCUCUGGCCUGGGACCUGGGACCCUUCAGUGAUGCUUACUCUCUUCUGUGUAAGAAGCAUAGGCUUGGUGGUGGUGUCAGUGCAUGGAGAGGGGAUUAGGGCAGAAGAGCAGUUGUGUAGAGGGGACAGCUUAGAGCCACUAGCUACCUCUCUUUCUCUGGAGAUGCAGGAUUUGAUGCUCGUGAGGAGGUUGGCGCGGGGAAUCUCCUCCCCAUCCUACAGAGGAAAGAAAAGCUAAGGGCCCGGCCUGCUGGUCUUUAGAUGCUGUGCUGUCGUGAGGCCUAGGCCAUGGCCAAGCCGGAAGAAAGCCCUUGAAGUUUGCCUGGAGAAAGAAGCAUGCAAGGCCCCCUAAGAGGAGGAACAGGUCCUGGGCUGUCCCCUGUGGACAGACGGACACUUCUGAUCUGCACUUUUAUCCUGGCUGUAGCUUGGGGCCAAAUGAAUUUCACAGGAGACCAGGUUCUUCGAAUCCUGGCCAAAGAUGAGAAGCAGCUGUCACUUCUCAGGGAUCUGGAGGGCCUGAAGCCCCAGAAGGUGGACUUCUGGCGUGGUCCAGCCAGACCUAGCCUCCCUGUGGACAUGAGAGUCCCCUUCUCUGAACUACGUGAUGUCAAAGCUUAUCUGAAGUCUCACGGCCUUGCUUACAGCGUCAUGAUAAAGGAUAUCCAGGUGCUGCUGGAUGAGGAGAGAGAUGCCAUGGCGAGGUCCCGCAGGCUGGAGCGCAGCACCAGCAGCUUCAGCUACUCUUCUUAUCACACUCUGGAGGAGAUAUAUAGUUGGAUUGACAACUUUGUAGCUGAACAUUCUAAUCUUGUCUCCAAAAUUAACAUUGGCAACAGCUUUGAAAAUCGGUCCAUUCUCGUCCUGAAGUUCAGCACUGGAGGUUCAAAUCGCAAGGCUAUCUGGAUCGACACUGGGAUCCAUUCCCGAGAGUGGAUCACCCAUGCCACCGGCAUCUGGAUCUCAAAUAAGAUUGUCAGUGCAUAUGGCAAAGACCAUCUCUUGAAGAAAAUACUGAAUGCAAUGGACAUUUUCAUUGAGAUUGUCACCAACCCUGAUGGCUUUGCUUUUACUCACAGCAUGAAUCGCUUGUGGCGAAAAAACAAGUCAAGUCAACCUGGCAUCGCCUGCAUUGGCGUCGACCUCAACAGGAAUUGGAAGACGGGCUUCGGAGGAAAUGGUUCUAACAGAAACCCCUGCUCAGAGACUUAUCGAGGGCCCGCACCUCAGUCAGAGCCAGAGGUAGCUGCAAUUGUAGAAUUCAUCACAGGCCAUGGGAACUUCAAAGCACUGAUCUCCAUCCACAGCUACUCUCAGAUGGUCAUGUAUCCUUAUGGCUACUCUCUGGAGCCUGUGCCAAACUAUGAGGAGCUGUUCAAUCUGGCCAAGGACACAGUGAAGGCUCUGCAUAAGGUGCACGGGAUCCAGUACACUUUUGGCAGCAUCAGUGCCACCCUCUAUGCAGCCAGUGGGAUCACGGUGGAUUGGGCUUAUGACAGUGGCAUCAAGUAUGCCUUCAGCUUCGAGCUCCGGGACACUGGACAAUACGGCUUCCUGCUGCCAGCUUCCCAGAUCGUUCCCACAGCCCAGGAGACAUGGAUGGCGAUCCGGACCAUCAUGAAACACACCCUGAAUCACCCCUAUUAGCCACAUUGCUCGGGCCAGAGCAGUUGGGGUUUACCCCUUUCCCCAAGGCCUGGGACUCCUCUUGAAUCCCAAGUUACGCAUCCCCUCCCCACACUCUUGUUGAAACCUUUGAAAAUAGAAGCGAGUUUGAACAGCC